GAUGCUGUUCAUAUAUAUAGUGGCAUCCCGGAUUUUAUCUCUGGUGCUACAGCAGGCCCCAGCGAAUCCCUGGGAGAAUUCUGUGGCAUGAAUCCUGGUAGAGACAUGACCGUAUAUGGGACAUCAGGAACAAUAACUGUGUUCUUUGAGGGAGAUUUGCUGCGAUCUUUGAGUCGAGGAUUCAACGCCACAUUUAAAGCCUAUUCGUGUCCAGAUAGAUGCCAUGAAAACCAUGAGUGUAAUGCCGGCAGCUGUAUUUGCAAGGAGGACUUCUGGGGCGAGAACUGUCAGCUGCCCAUCUGCCCGUUUAAUUGUUUUAAGCAUCUAUAUCAAGGCUACUGUCUGAACGGGCUCUGUGCCUGCAAUCGUGGAUUUAGUGGCGUGGGCUGUGAACAGAAAACAGAAAACACAGACAUGAAAAACAUGCGACUGCAGAUUUUAACAGACUCCAAGCUGGCAAACUCACCCAUUGGGAAAUUCCGUUCAUACAUAGACUUCGUCUCAUCGGCCUUUGGCCCCUCCCCCAGGGCGGGUCACACACUGACCACCUGUGGGGAAGGCUUGAUGUUUCUCUUUGGGGGUUACUCACAUCAGCAUGGCAUCCUGAACGACAUGUGGAUGUUUAAUGUCAGAAACAAAGUAUGGACCCAUCUGCUGCCAGCAACUGAUCAGAGCCCCAGUGGAAG
Molecule: messenger RNA, 686 nt
Organism: Candidula unifasciata
Lineage: Eukaryota; Metazoa; Mollusca; Gastropoda; Stylommatophora; Geomitridae
Source: the annotation of a GenBank genome assembly